GUUUUCCAUUCAUCCAUUCAUUCAUUCCCGUCUUUCGAUCUAACGUCGGGAAGCUGCGACUGGAGCUGCUGCAUCCAGGGCUGUCUCAAUUGAAUUGGACCGCAACCGAAUUGGACUGAGUUGAGUUGAGUUGACUUGUUUCGCAGCUGCCAGUCUGUUUGGAAAGCCGCCCAAUUCCAAACCGCAAAGAUGGCGACAGAAUUGGGCCGUGUCGCCAACGCGGCACUCAGAUCCGCCAGGCUAUCGCCAUCAUUCCUAUCUACCCCGUCGAGUCGCAGGCAAUUACCAUCGUCUGCUCUCGCAUCGGCUUUCCACAAUCUGAGCAUCGACAGCACACACAAGCGCUAUGCUUCAGCCUGGACCUCCCCCUCCAGGUCUGCCAAGUCGGCCUAUGCCCCUGAGGAUGCCGAUGUCACAAAGCCAACCACCACUCCUCAGCGCCCGUGGCGAUCGUCCGCUGCUACCCCCGUCAUCCCUGACCCCGAAACCGCAAAGCCCGAGCCUGCCUUUGAUGACGAGGACAUCGUCCGCGAUUACACCUUCAACAUCGGUGACCUGACCAGCAACAGGUCCUAUUCCGAUAGCCUGACUUCCAUGACCACUACGUACCCGGAUAUCCGCUGUGUACCCCGCACCGGCCGCUCUGUUCAGGUCGGCAAGGGAGCUGAUGCCGCCAGGACCCUCAAGCUCCUGAACAUGCAAUGUGCCGCCAACAGAGUCAGGCAGGACUUCCAGUCUCAGAGAUUCCACGAGCGACCCGGUUUGAAGAGGAAGAGGCUCAAGAGCGAGAGGUGGCGAAGGAGAUUCAAGAAGGCUUUCAAGGCCACCUGCAAGCGAGUCGAUGAGCUGAGACGACAAGGAUGGUAAACGUCAGAUACUGUACCCGAGUCUCUUCAAAGACCUCUCUUCGACUUUCCUACCAGGAACAGCAAACUGUAUCAUAUUCUACAUCCGGCUUACAUAUCAAAGGGCGCGGGUGGUAUAGACGGGUCUGUAAGAUCAAUUGUACACAUGAACAAGAAAAAAAAUUGAAGAAGAAUCCAGGCGC
Molecule: messenger RNA, 1048 nt
Organism: Truncatella angustata
Lineage: Eukaryota; Fungi; Ascomycota; Sordariomycetes; Amphisphaeriales; Sporocadaceae
Exons: 2
Coding region: 190-867 (225 amino acids)
Biological process (GO): mitochondrial translational initiation; translation
Cellular component (GO): ribosome; mitochondrial small ribosomal subunit
Molecular function (GO): structural constituent of ribosome
Source: RefSeq, a predicted model, not a curated record